This is a messenger RNA of Pelobates cultripes (western spadefoot toad), 492 nucleotides long. Lineage: Eukaryota; Metazoa; Chordata; Amphibia; Anura; Pelobatidae. The record is from the annotation of a GenBank genome assembly.
AUGCUUCAGAUAAGACUCACAACCUACUACAUCAAAGAAACACAGAAAUUAGUCAACAGGUUUAUGUGGGAUAAUAAAAAACCCAGAGUGGUGGCAUCCACUCUAUAUACCCCUUCUAAAAAAGGAGUGAAGGGCCUAACUAACCUCACUACAUAUUACACAGCAAUUAAGCUCAACCCGCUAAUAAUGGCCUUUCAGAUAGAAGCCACACACACAGGGGGGCAGGACAUUGCAUCACUGAUGUGGACCCCACAACAUCUUAGGCAGAAAUAUCACCACAUUAUGCCUACAACAUCCAUAACUCUAUUCAUAUGGUACCGAACCACAAAACACACAAAUCACAGUAUUUCCCAUGCGAUGCCAAUAAAAGCGUUAGCAACCCUCAUACCAGACUCCAACACUACAGUAUGGACCUCGCACAGCAUUUCCUUUCUACCCCAGAUGAUCCACAAGCAUGAUCUCUAUUCCUUUGAACACCUGCAAAAUACGUAG